Molecule: messenger RNA, 688 nt
Organism: Pieris brassicae (large cabbage white)
Lineage: Eukaryota; Metazoa; Arthropoda; Insecta; Lepidoptera; Pieridae
Exons: 3
Coding region: 91-576 (161 amino acids)
Biological process (GO): inner mitochondrial membrane organization
Cellular component (GO): MICOS complex
Source: RefSeq, a predicted model, not a curated record
AUCCUUCAGAUUUCCUUGUAUCUCUGACAAAAAUGUCUUUUUGACGUGAUUUGCCGAUAAAUUUUCCGAAACUUUUAAUUUUUUCUAAAUAUGGGAGGCUCGCAAAGCACUCGCAAGCUUAGUGUGGACAAUGAAAAUGCUAUUCAAGUGUCCCAAGAAGCAUUAGACCGAAUACAGUCACAACUGUCCGCCAAAACAGCUGAGCAACUUCCCUCACCACCACCACAAUAUGCUCCUUCGCCUCCAAUGUAUGACCCGCAAAAGCGGCAAGAAGCAGCUGCUGAGGAAGCAUAUUGGGCACGCCGAAUUGAAAAUUUAAAGAGAGCUCAUGAAAAAAUUAAUAGUGGAAUGGUUGUGGAAUAUGAAAAAACAUUAAAAGAAGCGAAUGAAUUAUUCGAAUUGGUUAAAGCAGAUAAAAUUGUAAAUAAACUUCCUCCAUGUGAACAAGAGAAAGCAAAGGUUCUUGAAUGCUACAGUGCAAAUCCAAAUAAAUCCUUGUUGUGUUCAGUGCUAGUGAAUGAAUUUAAUGACUGUGUUUGCAAGAGCAGAAUUGCAGCAGUAUCAGCAAGCUCUUGAACCACUGUACAUUUCAUAGAAACUGCAUAUAAUACAAUCAGUGGUGUAAUGUUUGAACAACAUGGAAACGUAGAUAAUAUAUUAUUGAUGUAUGAAUAAACUGUUAAUUUAU